Messenger RNA from Hypoxylon fragiforme, 1156 nucleotides. Its product is annotated as tyrosine protein kinase. Gene Ontology annotation, cellular component: EKC/KEOPS complex; cytosol; nucleus. Gene Ontology annotation, molecular function: protein serine/threonine kinase activity; ATP binding. Gene Ontology annotation, biological process: protein phosphorylation. The coding region runs from base 175 to 1062 and encodes 295 amino acids. The transcript has a single exon. NCBI's taxonomy places the organism in Eukaryota, Fungi, Ascomycota, Sordariomycetes, Xylariales, Hypoxylaceae. The record is from RefSeq and is a predicted model, not a curated record.
AAUUGAACGAACCCAAAAUUACAGUUCCGCAUCUAUGCCCAAUACAGUGAAUUGUACAUACCUAAGCCUCUAAAACUUUGAUUCUAAAGCUCUCCAGCUUCUUCAUCCCCGUCAUAAUCAAUUAUUUACAUAAAACAGAAUCCCGAUAAAUGUUGUGACAAAAUUAAUUCAAAAAUGGCAGCAGACACCACCCCGCCUUCAGCGCAACAAGAAGAAGAAAACCAUGAAUUUCCCCUCCCCGCCAUCCUGACCUACCCCUCCUCAGCCCCGCCGACCCUCAUAACCCAAGGCGCCGAAGCGCGUCUCUACAAGACCACCUACCUGCUGCCCUCCGUCCCCUGCGCCCUCAAGUACCGCCCCCCAAAAGCCUGGCGACACCCGGCCCUCGACGCCCGACUCACGCGGCACCGCAUACUGGCCGAGGCGCGCAUCCUGACCAAGUGCCGGCGCGAAGGGGUGCCCGUGCCCGCCGUGUACGCCGUGGACGAGAGCGCGGGGUGGCUGAUGAUGGAGUGGGUGGGCGGGGCGCCGACGCGCGUCGGCAUCAACGCGUGGCUGCGGCGGCGGAAGCUCGACGACGAGGCGAAGGGCCACGAGGGCGACGCGGUGCCGGUUACGGGCGAUAAAGAGGAAGACCAGGAACUCGUCGCGCUGAUGCGCAGGAUCGGGAGCGCGGUGGGGCGGAUGCACAAGGUCGGCAUUGUGCAUGGCGAUCUGACGACGAGUAAUAUGAUGUUGCGCCCCUGGGAAAAGGGCCAGGAGCCGUCGAAUGGCCAUGCGCAUACGGCGGCGAUCGAUGGCGAUGAUGAGGGUUUGUUGUUGGAUGGGGAUAUCGUCAUCAUCGAUUUCGGCUUGGCGGGGCAGAGCACGUCCGACGAGGAUCGCGCCGUGGAUCUAUAUGUUUUAGAGAGAGCGUUUGCUAGUACGCACUCACGCGCAGAAGGUCUGUUCACGGCUGUAUUGGAGGGCGCAUACAAAGAGGCCUUCAAGCAAGCCCCUAUAGUACUAAAGAAGCUUGAGGAGGUUAGGAUGCGAGGGCGCAAGAGAAGCAUGAUAGGAUAAGUCAUAAAAUUGUUUAACGAGUGUGAACCCAAGCGAGAACCCCGUAAGUAGGUAAAUGAUUGCCACGCAGUCUAUCUUCGCGCAGUCAUGUAUU